UUAUCUGAGCUAUGAAGUUCGCAAAUGCUCCACUACCGAAUUCAUCUUUUUUAAUCACUUGACAACUGAAAAGGAGAAAAAAAUAACCAAGGAAAUGGUUUGAAUAUAAAUAAGGAAAUUGAAGUUACGCGUUUCCCUUCCGGAGCAUCGCAAGUGUUGAAGAUUGCGCUGCCGUCACAUGGUAUUGCCAUUAGUUGCGUUUUUUUCACUCCUUCAAUCCAUUUCUAAUCGCUUUAAAGGAGGAAAUUGAUUCAUUUUAUUGUGAAUCAAGCGACGGACAUGGAUAUGGAUAUGCAUUUCUUAUCCGGUAUCUAUAACAAGAAGAUUCUGCAAAGUGGACUUUGGCUUGUUUGGAUGUGUGGCUUCUUCUUGGUUGGUGUUUCCUUCUACGGCACCCAAAUGCUGAAAGACCAAAUCAAGAUGAAGAAACCAAGUGGUUCAAGUAUCCCCAGUAUCACUAUCUUUACAGCGCCGAGGCCUUUCGUUGGAUCAAUCGGUGAAAGACAGACUCUUGCUGUUAGAUCAUGGCUUGGAUUGUCGGAACACAUCAUUGUUGUUCUUUUCAGCCAAGACCCUUCUGUUUCCUCCUUUGCUACCUCCAUUGGUCCACGAAUCUCUGUGGAGACCGAAAUCGAUUUCACGUGAGUUUGAUUCACUCAUCGUGUUUCUUCAUCUUAACUCAAGACACCAUUCUCAUGGCAGACUUUUUCUCCACUUUGAGAUACGCUCAUAAGCUGGACCAAGACUGGCUGCUCGUUGCUUCCACCUUCCCCUUUUCGUUACAGUCUGAUGAUGGGAUACAAAAGUUGCAGCCGUUUCUCGUUCAAGAAGCUUUGUGCGGAGAAAAGAUGCUUAUAGCAUGGAACAAUGGAGAUCUGCCUCUUCACAAGGGUGUUCUUCCCCCUUUCUUGUUCGGGAAGGGAGUUCACAACCAUUGGCUGGUCACUGAAGCUUUGAUCUCUGAUUUCAGGCUCGUAAUCGAUGCAACCUUGACUGUGUCGAGUUUCUACCUAAGCGAGCCCGAUCAAGAAAGAAGCUGGGAGCUUGCUGGGAAUUCCCUUCUUGGAAGGAACUAUGGAUCAUUUUCUUUCCGUGAUCCGAAUUAUACUAAUUCAUUCAGAUUAUCUACAUGCGGUGGGAACUAUCUGUUUACAAACACGGAUCACAGCGCUGUGUAUUGGCAGGGAUACAGCAGACCACUGAACCUGAGAAACAAGAGCCUCUUUUUAUCUACACAAAAGGAGUUGUUCGAUUGUGUUGAGGCAGUGAAAUCACUCGGAGGUUGCUUCAAACGAGAGGCAUUGAGUGUGACGAAAGCAGUCACACUUCCAAUGUCCAUGGAAUCUCUACUGGCAAUUCAGGCUGAUCAGAACAAGACAAUUCUACUUGGAAUUGCUGGAUCUAGUUACGAAGACAUGCUGAUGAGCUGGGUCUGCAGGCUGCGUUACCUCCAAAUACCAAACUUUUUGGUCUGCGCCCUCGAUGAUGAAGUCUAUGAUUUCUCAGUCCUGCAGGGCGUCCCAGUUAUUAAAUGUGCAUCUCCUCCAACCAACAUCAGCUUUGAUGACUGCCAUUUCGGAUCCGAAUGCUUUCAGAAAGUAACUAAAGUGAAGUCAAGAAUGGUUCUGCAGAUUUUGGAGCUUGGGUAUAAUGUGCUUUUGAGUGAUGUGGAUGUGUAUUGGUUCAAGAAUCCAUUAGAUUAUCUCACUUCUUUCGGCCCGGGCGUUCUUGUCGCACAGUCCGAUGAAUAUAAUGUCACAGGAGCAAUAAACUUGCCUCGGCGCCUUAACUCCGGCUUCUACUAUGCUCAUUCAGACAGCGCGACAAUUGCUGCGCUGGGAAAGGUGGUGCAGCACGCAGCCUACUCCAAUCUAUCCGAACAACCAAGCUUCUACGAUACGUUAUGCGGGGAAGGUGGCUCCUACAGGUUAGGCGAUGACCAGUGCUUGGACCCAGAAACCAACCUACGGGUCCAUUUCUUGGAUCGAGAUCUCUUCCCAAACGGUGCAUACCGGGGUCUAUGGGAGGAGGAGGACACGAAGAAGGCCUGCGAGGAAAGGGGCUGUUUUAUUCUACACAACAACUGGAUAAACGGGAGAAAGAAGAAGCUCGAAAGGCAGGUAUUGUCCGGGCUGUGGGAGUAUGACAUCAACACUAGAAUGUGUUUGCAAAGCUGGUACACGACAAAUCCCAAAAGUUAUUUCUAAGCAUCAUUGGAGCUCAUUCCUAUGUGUGGACAUCGAUAACUUGCUUAGUUCUUGCCGUUGGACUUUUAGGAUAAAGCUAAAAAAGGAAAGAGCUUAGGAAACUAAGAAAAACAUAGGUUUUAGAGCAUUAGAUACCUACCCCCCCCACACCACAGCUUCAUCAAUCUGCUUCUGCUGGUCUGAGAUGCUGGAGGGAUGUUUUCAUGUUUCCAGUCUACCGCAAGCCCAGCCGUGCAAAAUACAUGCAAGAGAAAGCAAGAGGUGAGAGAGGAGACGCCAUCUCAUUCACAGAGCGUGAGCAGGCAAAUGAAGGAUAUCAUGGUGAGGGUAGUUCAUGCUGGCGGUCGAGUAGAAAUGUAUCAUACUCGAAUUCGUGCCUCCGAACUCAUUCGGAAAUACCCAGAUUUCUACAUCACUACUCCUCAGGUCUUCAACCGCCCACAGGAAUCUGUCUUGACAGAAGACGACGUCUUGUUACCUGGCCGGAAAUACUUUCUCAUGAGGCGUACUUCUGUGGAGAAGCUGAAACGUAAACACUCAGCCAGAGGGAGAGCCAGUGAAAUUGAAGAAGCCGGAGAUGUUAGUAUCGAGGAAUCCAUCUCUUCUGCUCAGGACCUCUUCGUUUCCACAGAGCGUCCGCGUCGUGCAGAUUCUGCAUCGAAAAAAUCUGUGAAAGAGAAGAGACCAUUCGUUCCACCAAUCCAGAAGCCGAAGCUAUGGAAGGAAAGUGACUGGGAGCCGAGCCUCGAUUCUAUACAAGAGUUAUCUCCAUGAACACAAACCGUUUAAUCAGAUUUCUCUAUGUUUAUUGGCUUCUUGUGUUUGAUUAUGAACUUUCUUGAUUGAGGAAUAAUACUUGAUUAUCAUGA
Messenger RNA from Salvia splendens (bonfire salvia), 3076 nucleotides. RefSeq names its product beta-arabinofuranosyltransferase RAY1. NCBI's taxonomy places the organism in Eukaryota, Viridiplantae, Streptophyta, Magnoliopsida, Lamiales, Lamiaceae. Gene Ontology annotation, molecular function: glycosyltransferase activity. The coding region runs from base 525 to 2207 and encodes 560 amino acids. The transcript has 6 exons. The record is from RefSeq and is a predicted model, not a curated record.